This is a messenger RNA of Planococcus citri (citrus mealybug), 1630 nucleotides long. RefSeq lists its product as uncharacterized. The transcript is spliced from 6 exons. The coding region runs from base 4 to 1503 and encodes 499 amino acids. NCBI's taxonomy places the organism in Eukaryota, Metazoa, Arthropoda, Insecta, Hemiptera, Pseudococcidae. The record is from RefSeq and is a predicted model, not a curated record.
CGUAUGUGUGGGAUGUAUAUGAUAUCAAUCGAUGCAUCGCACACAUUACAGACUUUCAAUUUUUUUGAUCAUAGUACCGCUGUGACAUUCACUAUGAAUUCGUUCAAGAUUUUUUGUUUCUUUAUAAUAUCCCUCCCGUUGGUCAAUAUAGAAGCACCGAGUAUUCGCGGUUUACCUGAUCUCGUUACGUUGGUAGACGGAGAUACCAAAAAGUACGACCCACUUUACGUCGUUUACCAAGACAAUAAAUACAGUUUCGUCGAACCUACCAAAUAUAAUUUAGUAAUGCGUAAGCAUAAAUAUGAAACAUCCCAAGACAAGGUGAAAAUGCUGGCAGCUUGCACAAAAAAUGAUAAUACGCCCAACAAUGAAGCACUCCUUGAAAUAGUACCAGUAGAUGAAGAGACACUCGACAAACGUUACCAAUGCGAUACACCAAUCAAAUUCUUCGCCAAAAAAGAAUCCAAAUCGACGCGUUUCACCAUUGGUUUUAUGAUUUAUGACAAGGAGAAAGACUCCAGUGACAUUUCUCUUCUACCAAACACACCAAAGGAUCAAUUUCCGAUUCCUCUGAUUAGAAUUUCGUACAAAACAGCGCCAAGAAUUCAAACCAUAGCAACGUGGCAUGAUAUUAAAUUUACAGAUAUGCUACCGCUGGAUGAAGAUCCCGAUCAGCAAUCACUGAAUAAUUCAAUAUAUGAGAAAAAUGUGGAUAUUUACGAAUACGAUAUCGAUCCGGCUUAUAAUGAAGAAAACCAACAAAAAUUCACCGUCGAAUUUUUCGAUGAGAAGACGCCUACUUCCACUUCCAGGUUGGUAAAAUUACAACUGACGCCAUCGGCUGAUUUCUACUUCGAUGCGUGGAAAUGGGCGACAAGAUGUAAUAUCAACACAGUGCCUAUUUGGAAAGAGCUCGUUGAAGAAUGGCAACAGCUCGAGAGAUUCAUUAGACAAGUAGCGAAAGUUAUCGGUGAUCUUCGAAUCAUUACAGGAGGUACUUAUCCUGCCAGCAAAGCCAACGAAAAAAACCCUACUGUAGCUGAAUUAAUACCUUUUUACGAAUACCAGGAUGAAAAGUCCUCAAACAAGAAACCUCUUUUAAUGUUUGAACGUUUAUUCAAAGCUGUCACUUUCAAUCAACAACGUCAAAAUGGCGAAUGGAUCCGUUACGGAAUAUUGUUCAUGAUGAUCAAUGAUCCUCAUACGGUGGUACACCAGAAUAACAAAAUCGCUCGAAAAACCGGUUGGAGUUAUUUACACCAGAAUAAAUGGAACACUAGAUUUAGCACUUACACAUUAGAUUAUAAAAGUAUGGCGAAUCUCAACAUUGAUAAUGAUGGAGAAGUUUAUGAGCCCUUUGAUUUGAACGAGGUGAUAAAAUUAACGAGAAAUGACAAAGAAGAGAUCGAAACCAAAGUUGACGUUUUGAGAAAAAUGGGUUUGAAAAAAAUGAGAAGGCCUGUAGAAGAUGAUAUAGAUCUAGAUCAGAGUAUUAUUUCCUAAGUUGUUUUUUUUUGUUUCCUUGUUUUUUUGCUUUCAGUCUUAUAGUAGUCCAAUUAUCAUUUUCAAGUACUUAUUAAUAAUUAGUUGUUGAUGCGAUAUUCCAAAAAUGAAAUAUUGUUUUAGAGCA